Messenger RNA from Micromonas pusilla CCMP1545, 1663 nucleotides. RefSeq lists its product as uncharacterized. The transcript is spliced from 3 exons. NCBI's taxonomy places the organism in Eukaryota, Viridiplantae, Chlorophyta, Mamiellophyceae, Mamiellales, Mamiellaceae. Gene Ontology annotation, cellular component: cytoplasm. The record is from RefSeq and is a predicted model, not a curated record. Gene Ontology annotation, biological process: L-serine catabolic process; tetrahydrofolate interconversion; folic acid metabolic process. Gene Ontology annotation, molecular function: serine binding; cobalt ion binding; zinc ion binding. Bases 59 to 1468 code for a protein of 469 amino acids.
AGGCGCACACAGCGCGCACUCGCAUCACACCCCGCGUUUCGUCACCCCCGCGAUCGCCAUGGAGCCCGUCUUCCCGGAGGCGCUGAAAACCCUCAAGGACGCGGACCCGGAAAUCUACCAGCUCGUGCAGAAGGAGAAGCUCCGUCAGAUCCGAGGGAUCGAGCUCAUCGCGUCCGAAAACUUCACGUCCGCGCCCGUGAUGGAAGCCCUCGGGUCGUGCCUCACGAACAAGUACAGCGAAGGCCUCCCCGGGGCGCGGUACUACGGCGGAAACGAGAACAUCGACCAGGUGGAGAGGCUCUGCCAAGACCGCGCGCUCGCCGCGUUCCGCCUCGACAAGUCCAAGUGGGGGGUCAACGUCCAACCGUACAGCGGCUCCCCCGCGAACAUGGCAGUGUACACCGCGCUCCUCGUCCCGCACGACAGGAUCAUGGGUCUGGACCUCCCCUCGGGCGGCCACCUCACGCACGGGUACUACACCGCGGGCGGGAAGAAGAUCUCCGCGACGUCCAUCUUCUUCGAGUCCCUCCCGUACAAGGUGAACUACUCCACAGGGUACAUCGACUACGACAAGCUCGAGGAGAAGGCGAUGGACUUCCGCCCGAAGAUGCUCAUCUGCGGCGGGAGCGCGUACCCGCGCGAUUGGGACUACAAGCGCUUCCGCGAUAUCGCCGACAAGUGCGGCGCGAUGCUCAUGAUGGACAUGGCCCACAUCUCAGGUUUAGUCGCCGCGGAGGAGCAAGCGAGCCCUUUCGAAUACGCCGACAUCGUCACGACGACGACGCACAAGUCCCUCCGCGGUCCGCGCGCGGGGAUGAUCUUCUUCCGCCGCGGUCCGCGCCCCUCGAAGCGAGGCGAGCCGGAGGGGCAGACGUACGACUACGAGAGCAAGAUCAACAUGGCGGUGUUUCCGGCGCUGCAAGGCGGCCCGCACAACCACCAGAUCGGCGCGCUCGCGGUGGCUCUGAAAUACGCCACCGGGCCGGUGUUCAAGGCGUAUCAAGCGCAGGUCAAGGCGAACGCGGCGGCGCUCGCGAACGCGCUCAUGUCGCGCGGGUAUAAGCUCGUGACGGACGGCACGGAGAAUCAUCUGGUGCUGUGGGAUCUCCGCCCCAACGGCCUCACCGGGUCGAAGAUGGAGACCAUCUGCGAUAUGCUGCACAUCACGCUCAACAAAAACGCGGUGUACGGCGACGCGAGCGCGCUCACGCCCGGGGGAUGCCGGAUCGGCGCGCCCGCGAUGACGUCGAGAGGGUUGAAAGAAGCGGACUUCGUGACCAUCGCGGAUUUCCUCCACGAAGCCGUCGAGCUCGCGCUGGAGGUGCAGUCGUCGCACGGGAAGAUGCUGAAAGACUGGAAGAUGGGCCUGGAAGGGAACCCGAAGGUGGACGAGCUUCGGGCGCGGGUGGAGGCGUUCGCGGAGGGAUUCGACAUGCCCGGGUUCACGCGCGGGGACGUGGACAUGUGAGGAGUCAGGAGGUUCUUUUGGCUACUGUAGUCCGCGGAUGCCUCGCCGAUAGGGGACGGGACGCUCCGCUCGCUCCCUGUGAUUCGUUUUCCGCCGCGACGCGCGAGAGGCGGUCGACGCAAACCUCCCUCGAUCACUCACAUUACUGUUUAUACGUAUGAAUUGAUUCCCCCCAACUAAGUCGCUCGACUACCU